This is a messenger RNA of Bufo gargarizans (Asiatic toad), 1825 nucleotides long. It is a transcript of the gene TMEM52B, whose product is annotated as transmembrane protein 52B. Lineage: Eukaryota; Metazoa; Chordata; Amphibia; Anura; Bufonidae. The transcript is spliced from 6 exons. The record is from RefSeq and is a predicted model, not a curated record. Bases 168 to 683 code for a protein of 171 amino acids.
AUUAAUACAAGGCAAUGACUUGGGUCUCACAAUGGAGGGUGAGAGGGAGGGGACGCACAAAGAAUGAGCACCUUCCACACUAAAGCAAUGAUUGCAAGCACUGCCGAUAGUACCUGAAAGAGGGAGAAAACUACUCCAAGGUUACAGGUACUGGGUGGUGCAGUAGCAUGAGAAGACAUAUAUUUCUAUCUGUAGCCAUAGGACUCAUCCUGGUGUCCACUGGAGAUUGUGAGGUGGACUGUGAAAACUCAAAACACUGCCCCAAGACGGAAUGGAUGAGCCAGUGGUACAUAUGGCUUGUGGUUACUGCGGGAGUAUUGAUGCUAAUGUUGGGAGUCACCUGUGCCUGUCUACGUUGCUGGUACCUCCGACAACAACAGCAGGGCCCAGAGAGGGCAGGAGAGCAGCCUUGUGAAGUCACAGUCAUCGCCAUCGACCAUGACAGUACCAUCCAAAGUACUCUGACCUCUCUUCAGUCAGUGCUUGGCCCGGCUGCCCGGAGGAUAUUCGCUGUGUCUCACUCCCAUGGUCCUCCACCUCAGUUCCAUUCUACUGGACCGGAGACCCCACCAUGUUAUGAGGAGGCCCUGCGCAUGAGUAGAUUCACCGUCGCCCAGAGCACUCACAAACUUCCCUCUCUUGCCCCAGUUCCAGAAGAAAGGAAUGAAAUCCCUAUACCAUAGCAAAUGGACAAUACAUAAGGAUGACCCUUAUACCUCACACACCAACAGUCGCUCACUACAAAUAGAAAAAAUACAUUGAAGAUUUUGGCACUUCAGUCUAGAUUGUUUGCAAUAUAUUAUUAGUAACUUUCUGUCAGUCAGUUUGUCAGUAGCAACAUAUUGACGGUUUCCAGGUGACAACCGAAUAUUUUUUCACAGCUCAUCAAGAUUAUAUUUCAAGCAUUUUAUAUCUGAUUGGGGCAUGUUCUAUAAUAGUCAAAGGGCAUUAUCAUAAUUACCUUUGAUCAAAUUUAAGGACUCUCAUGAAACACCUUGCAAAAUACAUUUCUUUCAACAGGCUGCAUUCCACAAGACAACCACUGGGUGGCCACACAGAGUACAUUGCAGCAACAAUAGUUUACCAUUAUACUCAGAUAAACAUCACAUUUUUUGCUAAUGUAGUCCGUCAUAUUAAUAAUAAAACUUCAGAUAUUAUACAUAGAAGAAUUAUCCUCUUUUCUUUUCUAUUUUAAAAGGAGCAUGUGGAAAAUUGUAUCUGCAGUGGCCAGGUUUGGGGUGGCCCCAAUGCUAUACUGGGUACCCUGGACACUUUCAGUUGCCACCACAUGUUGCUGCCCUCCAGAAGGGAUGGUAAGGUGUGGUGCACCCCAAUGGGAAAUAAGUCUAGAGUGUCAGGGUCUGCAGUUAACCAGAGUGUUUCUUUACUGACGGAACUCAAGUGCAAAACAACACAGGCUGGCUUUUCCAGUAUCCUCUCGGGCAAAAUAAGGUGUUGUGCUGAGGAAAGACUGAGCUAGCUGUCCCUCUCUCUCAGAAGGCUUGUAGCCUGGCCAAAGUAUUGUGGCCCAGAGUCUAUGACUCAGCAUCCUAAUCUCAACAUCUUCUUCUGGUCAAUCUUGCAGCUGAUAGAGUCUCUCUUAUUGAAAACGGGUCCCUAUUUAUAGAAAUCUCUGACUGCUCUACUGAUAUGCAGUUUCUAGCUGAACUAUAAUUUUUUAGUGGAAGGGGUGGAGUGGAGAAGCACAUUUCUGUCUAUCAUAGACUUGUAUAGAGCUUCAAUGCAAGUCUAUGGGAAUGAAUAAGCAGGUUUUCCAGACAUAAAUAACAAAGCUAGACCAGACAGUCAGAAGGUCAGUGUGCCU